UGGAGUUAUGCAAAUCCCUGUCAGCUGUAACUGAUUGAAUUUGGAAGCACUAUUCUCAUUACAAUCCAGUGAAUCAGCUAUGGGGUAUGUUUUAAGUUGCAUAGCCCCUUGGAGAUUGGUGUCCUAAUUCCUUCUUGAUCCCAUAAAUGAUGCAACAUGCAACUAUUGUGAAUUUGGGAGUAGAAUGGAAUAGUGAUGAACAAAAUGGUGAGCCGUGUUUCUCACACAAGACUGACGAGUGAGGGGACUUUAUGCUUUUGCAGAAUUCGAUUGGAAUGCUGCAUUAAUUCAAAACACCUGCCUCUAACAUGGAGUGAGUCCUUAAUCAUCUUUAUUUUACUAUCUCAAGGAGUAGGAGUGAUGAAGUGGUCUAGCAGUUUGACGAGAUUGGUGAAUUAUCUGUUAAAGCACUCUCUGGGGUUUCUAUUCAGUAAAACAUGGUUGUUGAACAUUGUUGAAGAAUCAUGUACCACUAUUCAGUGGCAAGGAUAUGAAAGUGUUUGGAAUCAGCUAUCAGAUCGGAAAACUACAAGGUGAAAAUCUUUAUUAUGAAGGCCAUUAUUUCCGCUUCCCUGUGCAUCAAACCUGCAUCUUUAGUAUGCAUUAGUUGAGUCAUUAAUAUCCCGUAAGCUCUUGAUUUUCUUCAACUGAACAGGAAGUAAACUUUCUACAAAUCUUUGUAAUAGCUAUGUUUAAGAUUCGAAAGCUUUCUCCAAGUGGGUUUAAAAAAAAAAAAAAAGCUUACUCCAAGUUAAAUGUCAUCCAUCACAAACAUCUUUGAAAGCAAUUGGAAACAAAUCCAUCCACAGCCUAAACCCUUUGAUUUUACAUUGGUUGGAUCCCAAUCAUCUGAGUUAAUCAAAUUGACAAACCAGUGUCACUCAAAGUUUACAUACUAAGAUUGAAAUACAGAUAUCAUGAUGUUAGUAAUGUUAUUGAUGCAUGCGAUCAUUCAUAUUAAGUUUCAUUAGAGAUGCACAUGAAACAAUCGUACUCUACCACCAAACUUCUGCUCACCAAACUGCACAUUGGUGUAAGACCUGAGUUUUGAUAUAGUUUUUGUUUUGAAUCCUCAUGAAGACCUGCUGUGGUAUUUAGACCAUCUUUUCUCUACAAUAGAAAUGUUGGUUCUUCCAGACCAGGAGUAAAAGACAUUACAAGUUUAAAUAGAGUGCUCAUUGAGAACUUUUAAAGUCUGCUUGAGAGACGCAGUUCAUGAUCACAGCUUCGGGGGUAAUGCAACCCAAGCUUUGGAAAGGGGACAAGGAUAACCAUCCAUGAAGUUAGAAACUAAGCAAGGAUAAGAAAAUAAUCAAAUAUUGAAUCUCAAGCUUUCCUCAAAUUUGGGUACUACGAUUUCAAGGUUUGAACUCCAUGGAGUCAAGAGUUCAUUCAUAAGAGUCCAAAUUUCCAUCACAGAAAUUUUCAGAUUAACGUAGGCAUUUGCGUCACCACAAUAAUGAUUCAAGUUUUGUCAAAGAUAAUAUUUCGUUCCUCGUUUCCAUAUCCACGUACUACAAGAAUAUAAUAUCCACGUACCACAAAGUUUUGUCACACAGUAGUGACAGUUCAAACAAGCAAAUCGUCAUUUUCUUCCAGACUUCAGCUCUCCCAAAUCUGAAAGACAACAAUAGUCACUCCCCAUUUCAUCAACCAUGGCAGAAUCAACUAAGAGGUAUGCAGUUGUGACAGGAUCAAACAAAGGGAUCGGAUUCGAAACCGUAAGGCAGUUGGCCUCAAAGGGAAUCACUGUGGUCUUAACUGCCAGAGAUGAGAAGAGGGGUCUUGAAGCUGUUGGGAAACUUCACGUAUCUGGCCUCUCAGGCCAAGUGGUUUUUCACCAACUUGAUGUGGCUGACCCUGCUAGCAUUGCUUCUCUGGCACAAUUCAUCAAAACACAGUUUGGAAAGCUCGAUAUUUUGGUGAACAAUGCUGGGAUUUUUGGAGCUAUAGUCGAUGCUGAUGGUUUCAGAGCUCUAAUUGCAUCUGGCGCUAAACGGGAAACGGCACUUAAUGAUUUCAAAAGGGUGGUAACUGAAACUUAUGAGUUAACAGAAGAAUGCUUGCAAAUUAAUUAUUAUGGUGCCAAGAGAACAGCUGAUGCACUUAUUCCACUUCUCCAGCUAUCUAAUUCACCAAGAAUUGUUAAUGUUUCAUCCUCUAUGGGAAAGCUGGAGAACAUACCAAGUGAUCGGGUGAAAGGAAUUCUUAGUACUGAUGUCGACAAUCUAAGCGAAGAGAGCGUAGACAUGAUAUUGACAGAAUUCCUAAACGACCACAAGGAGGGUUUACUUGAAACCAAAGGUUGGCCUUCUAUGGGGUCAGGAUAUACAGUCUCAAAAGCUGCAAUGAAUGCAUAUACAAGGAUUCUAGCCAAGAAGUACCCUGGUUUUCGCAUCAAUUCUGUUUGCCCCGGCUAUGUCAAAACUGAUAUAAACUUCAGUACUGGUUUCUUGUCAGUUGAUGAAGGUGCUGCAAGUGUGGUGAAUUUAGCAUUGCUACCUAAUGAUGGCCCGACAGGCCAAUUCUUUUUUCGGUAUGAAGUUCGAAGUCUCUAAUCGAACAUUGGUGCAAGUGAUUCUUAAUAAUAUAUAGUAAAUCACUUGCAUAGUAUGCUGUAAGAGAAGAACCAGUUAAGUAUCACUUUGGUUCAAUAGUUCUUGUUAUGACGUAUUUCAUUAUCACCUAUGUAAACUUGAAAGUCGCACUGAAGCCGUGGGUGGCGAAUCUCAUUUUGUCUUCUUUUUUCCUAAAGAAAUAGAUGGCAUGCUGUGAUCU
Messenger RNA from Argentina anserina (silverweed cinquefoil), 2778 nucleotides. RefSeq names its product (+)-neomenthol dehydrogenase-like. Gene Ontology annotation, cellular component: membrane. Lineage: Eukaryota; Viridiplantae; Streptophyta; Magnoliopsida; Rosales; Rosaceae. The coding region runs from base 1656 to 2558 and encodes 300 amino acids. The transcript has 5 exons. Gene Ontology annotation, molecular function: oxidoreductase activity, acting on the CH-OH group of donors, NAD or NADP as acceptor. The record is from RefSeq and is a predicted model, not a curated record.